Messenger RNA from Lucilia sericata (common green bottle fly), 1596 nucleotides. RefSeq lists its product as uncharacterized. The record is from RefSeq and is a predicted model, not a curated record. Gene Ontology annotation, molecular function: transmembrane transporter activity. Gene Ontology annotation, biological process: transmembrane transport. Bases 92 to 1564 code for a protein of 490 amino acids. The transcript is spliced from 4 exons. Lineage: Eukaryota; Metazoa; Arthropoda; Insecta; Diptera; Calliphoridae. Gene Ontology annotation, cellular component: membrane.
AUAUAAUUAAAUAAAUAGUACACAAACAUUGUUUAAUAAAGAAAGACGUAUUUAACAUAUUUUCGAAUUUUUACACUUAUAAUACUCAAGCAUGGUGGUAGGGACUACGCAACAUCCUCAGGACCAGCAUCAAGUAUAUAGUAUACCCACAUCUUUACCAUCAACACAACAAAAUGAGACCUGGUGGAAACUUAACCGUAAAAAUAGGCCACAAGCUAAUUCUGUGGCAACAGCAUCAUUCAUAUUUAUAUCGGGUGGUAUAAAUAUGGCAUGGAAACUUGGACUAUCGGUAAAUUCCAAUACAGGUUUCUUGUUAACAGAAAGAAUGGUUUCAAGUUGGUUUGAGGGUGCCUUAAUUGGUGCCAUAGGUGGUGCUUAUUUCAGUAAAUAUUUUCCCAAGAAACUAUUAAUGUGGAUGUCAUCAAUGCUAGUCUUUAUCAGUGGUAUAUUACAGUUGACUGAUCCAAAUUCAUAUGAUACUAUAAUGGCUUCUAGAUACCUAAAUGGACUUGCUGUCGGCUUCAUAUUUCCCCUGACAUUUGUUUUAAUUGGCGAAGAGCUUAUAAGACCACUACGAGGUUUCCACGCCUGUAGCGUCGAUACAAUAUCAUUUAGUUGUGGUAUAUUUAUACAGAUUAUUUAUCCCAAAUUAUUUUCCAAUGAUCCUGAGGCCCCGUUUUCAGCAACUCAAAUGUAUGGGGUACUCAAUAUAAUUUGUGGUAUAAUAGCAUUCAUUCUGACAACUAUAUACCUAAUAGAGUCUCCCAUUUUCUAUUUGCUACGUGAGGACGAACGCAUGGCCUUAGACGCUUUGAAAGCUUUACAGAAACCUCAUGAAUUAACCGCUGAAAUCUACGAACAGUUGGAGGAACACAAACGUUAUUUGGCCGAAAGUAAAGAAAAAACAUUUAAGGAAAAUGCCAUCUACGGUAUACCAGCUUUGCUAAAACUAUGUUUCUAUCGUUCCUUUAUGGCUCUCGGAUUUUCAUAUUUUGUAAAUUUUGCUUUUGCCUAUUCUUCGCUAGUUACCGCAGAACCCAAUACAUAUUUUUAUAUACACAUUUUCUAUGCACUUGCAAGAUUAUUAGGUCCAUUGAUUGCCUCAUUUACUUUAGAUUCCUUAGGCAGAAAGCCAAUUAUGAUUAUAGGUUUCUUCGGUAGCACAAUUUUGGCCUUCAAAGUGGGUGCUAUUUUUAAUAAUAAACUAAAUUAUCUCAUAGUCGAGCGCAUGAAUACCGUCAAAUAUGUUUUGGUCUUCUUUCAAUUGUUCUCCUCCAUGUCAAUGGCUUCGUCAUCGGCCUAUUUGAGUGAAGCCUUUCCGUUGCCAGUCAAACGCCAUUAUUUGACCAUUGUAUUCAUGGUAGAAAUGCUGGUUCACAUUAUAAUUAACUCAUGCAAAGAUCUGUUUGUUGUAAAUAAUUUAUUCUGUAUCUCGGAUUAUUUCAUAACGUUGGGUUCUCUCUCGCUGGUGUUUUUACUGAUGUCAAUAUUUAUAAUGCCAGAAACUAAAUUGUGCUCUUUACGUGAAUGUCUACCGAAAUUUAGAAAAUUUAUAAACUUUUAAUAAAAAACGAUAAAUAACGUACUCAGCAAAAG